CACCGUUGUGUGUGUGUGUGUGUGUGUGUGUCUUCCUGUAAAUGUUUAACUCAAGUGUUUGUGCUGUGCUCAGAGUUUAGUCCCCGAGGAACCUCAGACUUGUUAACAAUGAGUUCAGCAGCGGGAGGCUCGUCUCUGCAGGUCCACGUGGUCCGGCUGGGCCCAGGUCAGGAGCUGCUGGGGUCUCUGCAGGCGUUGGUGGAGGAGAGGCGCCUCCGAGCGCCGUUCAUCAUCACCUGCGUGGGCAGCGUCACCAAGGCAACGCUCCGGCUGGCCAACGCCACGGCCACAAAUACAAAUGAGGUGAUCCAGCUCAGCGGGCGGUUCGAGAUCGUCUCCCUGGUGGGCACUCUGAACCAGGACGCCCACGUCCACAUCUGCCUAUCAGACGCCAAGGGCAAGACGGUCGGGGGUCACGUGCUGGGAGACCUGGAGGUGUUCACCACGGCCGAGGUGGUCGUGGGCGAGGCGGUCGGCCUGCACUUCGCCAGAGAGAUGGACGAACGGACGGGCUUCCCCGAGCUCGUGGUUCAACCGCGAAAGUCUGACAGUUGAAAGAGUAAAAAGAGGUUUACCAGAUA
This is a messenger RNA of Etheostoma cragini (Arkansas darter), 581 nucleotides long. RefSeq names its product bifunctional protein GlmU-like. The coding region runs from base 109 to 555 and encodes 148 amino acids. The record is from RefSeq and is a predicted model, not a curated record. The transcript has 3 exons. NCBI's taxonomy places the organism in Eukaryota, Metazoa, Chordata, Actinopteri, Perciformes, Percidae.